This is a messenger RNA of Mandrillus leucophaeus (drill), 896 nucleotides long. RefSeq names its product tubulin beta-8 chain-like. Gene Ontology annotation, cellular component: cytoplasm; microtubule. The record is from RefSeq and is a predicted model, not a curated record. Gene Ontology annotation, molecular function: structural constituent of cytoskeleton; GTPase activity; GTP binding. Gene Ontology annotation, biological process: microtubule cytoskeleton organization; mitotic cell cycle. Bases 1 to 729 code for a protein of 242 amino acids. The transcript has 6 exons. Lineage: Eukaryota; Metazoa; Chordata; Mammalia; Primates; Cercopithecidae.
AUGAGGAAGAUCGUGCUCACGCAGGCCGGGCAGUGCGGGAACCAGAUCGGCGCCAAGUUCUGGGAGGUGAUCUCUGAUGAACACGCCAUCGACUGCACUGACACCUACCACGGGGACAGCCGCCUGCAGCUGGAGCGCAUCGACGUGUACUACAAGGAGGCCUGCGGUGGCAAGUACGUGCCCCGCUCUGUGCUCGUGGAUCUGGAGCCGGGCACCAUGUACUCUGUGCGCUCGGGGCCCUUCGGGCAGAUCUUCAGGCCGGACAGCUUCAUCUUUGGUCAGAGUGGGGCCGGAAACAACUGGGCCAGGGGGCACUACACAGAAGGCACGGGGCUGAUGGAGUCAGUGAUGGACGUUGCCAGAAAGGAGGUGGAUGAGCAAAUGUUCAACAUUCAAAAUAAGAACAGCAGCUACUUUGCUGACUGGCUCCCCCACAACGUCAAAACAGCCGUCUGUGACAUCCCACCCCGGGGGCUAAAAAUGUCAGCCACCUUUAUUGGGAACAACACGGCCAUCCAGGAACUCUUCAAGCAUGUCUCAGAGCAGUUUACAGCAAUGUUCCAGCCCAAGGCCUUCCUCCAUUGGUAUACCGGCGAGGGGAUGGAUGACAUGGGAUAUACGGAGGCCGAGAGCAACAUGAACGACCUGGUUUCUGAGUAUCAACAGUAUCAGGAUGCCACGGCCGAGGAGGAGGAGUUUGAGGAGUGUGCUGAGGAGGAGGAGGCCUAGAACUUUCCUUUCCUAGGUAAAGGGGGGAAGCAGUGUGGAUUCUUUACUGUGUUCUGACUGCCAUGUGUCACUACGCACUUGUUCGUUUGUGUCUUCACCUCUCCUCCUGCUGCAAUUUAAAGCAUUUUUAUAGUAUACGAUUUUGCCUAAUAAAGUAUUCUCAUAGC